GCAGUUUGUGGCUGACGGCUAGGGAGUUAUUAAGAGUGAAAUCUAUGAACCCAGAUUUAUACGCAAUGGUUGCGGAAAACCCGUAUGUACGCUCCAGCUAUAGUCAUGUUUAUCACAUGUUUCAGGAGAUUUUUGAUGUGAUUUCUGUUGUAGAGGAAGAGUGCAGGCCUGUCAGUCUGACGGUGCGGUCUUCGAUUGUUUGUGGAGACAGAGCCAAUGUUGCUAAAGAGAUUUUUCAGAAAAUGUAUUGCAAAGAGAUAGCGGAGUAUAAAGAUGAUGGUUUUGUUGUGUUUGCCACGGAUGCAUCGGUGAAGGCUGGGAGUGCUGGAUGUGCCGUUUUUAAUGCCACGCGGGAUCAGCGGUUCCUGUUUAGAAUUCAGGGGAAGACGUCAAGCCUCUUCUCUGAGUUAAUAGCGCUGCUUAAGGCAGUUGAGAUUGCGGUGGAGGAUGGCUGCUGUGAAUUUGUUGUCUUUACGGAUAGUCUAAAUGCCUGCAGACUGCUGAGUGCCCCUCGUACGAAGAAUCACCUUGUUGCUGGAAUUUUUCGGAAGCUGAAUUUCUCUAAUAUCAACAAAUGCCAUAUUGUAUGGGCACCUGCCCACGUUGGUAUUAAAAUCAAUGAGACUGCUGACUGGCUGGCUAAGUAUGCAGCUGAUAUUGGUGCCCCUGUUAAUUUUGAUUACACCCUCGAGGAAGGGUUAAGGCGUAUAAAGGAUGAGAUAUAUGAUAUUUGGAAUCGUGACUAUCGUUUGAAAUCUACUGAAAAAGGCAGAAAGUUCUUUGAGCUGUUUCCUGAUAUUCCCUCCCGUCCCUGGUUCCUAGGGGCUGACUUGGAACCUGCGGAGAAAAAGAUACUUAAUAGAAUGUUUACAGGACACACCUAUGAUAAAACCUAUUUGCAUAGAUUUAACCCCGGUUUGUCAUGCUUUUGUGACAUAUGUGGCUGUCGGGAAUCUGUGGGGCACAUGAUUUUUGAGUGCCCUAAAUAUCGCUCACUGAGAUCUCGUUUUAGUAUUUUUACAUAAGCACCCUCGACGUACAACAAUCCUGACGAUAGACUCAACCACUUUCAACACUUCUUGACGAAAAAGGAACAUAUAAUUGGAAUUAAUACGAGCUUUUUGGAGGAUUUAGCACCUACAUCACUUUGUGAUAUCGUUUAAGUUUGGCAGUGUGGACGGCUGCUCCUGGAUAUAACCUGGCAUAUGUGAGACUUGUCUCCGCCAUUCGUUCUGAAA
This is a messenger RNA of Stomoxys calcitrans (stable fly), 1238 nucleotides long. RefSeq lists its product as uncharacterized. The transcript is spliced from 2 exons. The record is from RefSeq and is a predicted model, not a curated record. Gene Ontology annotation, molecular function: nucleic acid binding; RNA-DNA hybrid ribonuclease activity. The coding region runs from base 45 to 1025 and encodes 326 amino acids. NCBI's taxonomy places the organism in Eukaryota, Metazoa, Arthropoda, Insecta, Diptera, Muscidae.